AUGCCACAUCAUCCGCAGUCCACCGGGCAGAUUGUCUGCCAGGGGUGCCAGGUGACGUUGGCGUACCCUAUCGGCGCCCCCUCCGUGCGCUGCCCGAUGUGCACCACCAUCACCCCCGUGCAGCAGUUCAGCGUGACGUGCGUGUGCUGCCGCUGCAUCCUCAUCCUGCCGCAGAACACGAGCCUUGCCAUGUGCCCCCGCUGUCGCACCGUCAUGAGCAUCCCCGCAUGCAUCCGCGAGGGCCUCACCAGCCAGCAGCCGCCGAAGCAGUGCGUGUACAUUGACCGUCCAGCCGUGGACGCGUUAGGGCACUCAGUAGCUCGUCUUUCCGUGGGAACCAAACUGGACGACGACCCCAACGCACCGGAGAUGAUUCAACGACGCGGCAGAUGA
This is a messenger RNA of Trypanosoma rangeli, 393 nucleotides long. Its product is annotated as zinc-finger protein Lsd1. The record is from RefSeq and is a predicted model, not a curated record. The transcript has a single exon. Lineage: Eukaryota; Euglenozoa; Kinetoplastea; Trypanosomatida; Trypanosomatidae. Bases 1 to 393 code for a protein of 130 amino acids.